GGCCCUAUUCAGAUCCAACCUUUGGAUCCAGUUCUCAGAAUGACUCUGGAGGUUUCCAUAGGCCCACCCCCUUCACUGCCUCGUGGCUGGUUUGUGUGUACGGUUCUCUGCGCUGGAGACUGGGGACCAGCUGGACAAGUCCUGGCACCCCUCCCCGGCUUCCUGUUGAGACCUUAUCUUCCAGUUCCAGCCUCAGCCUCCUCCAACACCUGGGCCCUUUCUUUGCCCUGUCCCCCCUUCUAUAAUGGGACACUCCCUGAUAUCAGCCACCAGAACUGCACACGGUGAUGGAGACUCCUCUGGAGAAGGCCCUGACCACUAUGGUCACCACUUUCCAUAAAUACUCGGGGAGAGAGGGCAGCAAACUGACUUUGAGUAGGAAGGAGCUGAAGGAGCUGAUCAAGAAAGAGCUGUGUCUUGGGGAGAAGGUGAAGGAGAGCAGCAUCGAUGUCCUGAUGAAGAGCUUGGACAAGAACAGCGACCAGGAGAUCGACUUCAAGGAGUACUCGGUGUUCCUGACUACGCUGUGCAUGGCCUACAACGACUUCUUCCUGGAGGACAACCAGUGACCGGAGCUCAGCCCUGGCCCCGGCCCCUGCAGCUCCUCUCACAGACCCUCCGUGGCUCCUUGCCUUCCCCUCCCUCCCAGAUGGACCCUGCUUCAGCCUUGCCUUCCAGCAGAGGAAAUAAAGAUUUUCCAUUCCAGGUG
Molecule: messenger RNA, 709 nt
Organism: Hippopotamus amphibius kiboko
Lineage: Eukaryota; Metazoa; Chordata; Mammalia; Artiodactyla; Hippopotamidae
Gene: S100A5
Product: S100 calcium binding protein A5
Exons: 3
Coding region: 288-569 (93 amino acids)
Cellular component (GO): nucleus; cytoplasm
Molecular function (GO): transition metal ion binding; calcium ion binding
Source: RefSeq, a predicted model, not a curated record